AUUCCAUUGUCAUCCCACAUUAAUCCUCCAUUUCUAUCCCUUCAUUUAUUAUUAGUAAAAUAACAAAGUCAUUAUCACUUCUUGCCCUCCAAAUCCCAUCAUCAAUUCCUUUUUACGAAAUAACAAAUUAUAAGAAGAGAGACAAAGGAAAAAGAGGUUUUGGUUUUCCUUGAUCAAGUCAAGAUGUUGGGGAUAUUCAACAAGGAAUUGGCACACCCGCCUCAGGAGCUGAACAGCCCCCCGGGCCCGAACAAGAACCCGGCCUCGAAGGCUAAGCCAUCGAGGGAGAUUGUCCGGGAUUUCCAGUCCCUCCACGCGUCGAACUCGUUCGACAUCUGCUUUGGGAAUGGGGCCUUUCUCGCAUUCGCUCCCCAAGAAAGGAGAUCCUUCUCCACUCCCCAAAGGUUGUUCUGUGGAUUGGAGGACGUGUACUGCGUCUUCACUGGGAGCCUAAACAACCUGUGCAGCCUCAUCAGACAGUACGGCCUAUCGAAGGGGACGAAUGAGGCCAUGCUCGUGAUUGAAGCGUAUCGCACCCUCCGUGACCGAGGCCCAUACCCCGCUGAUCAGGUCCUCAAGGACCUCGAUGGGGAUUAUGGUUUCGUAAUCUUUGACAACAAGGCUGGCACUGUCUUUGUAGCAGCGGGGCCAAGUGAAAGGGUGAAGCUCUUCUGGGGGGUUGCUGGUGAUGGCUCAUUGGCGAUUUCAGACAGCUUGGAGGUCAUAAAGGGUGGCUGUGCCAAGUCGUACGCCCCGUUUCCUGCUAGUUGUAUGUUCCAUAGUGAGCAUGGACUGAUGAGCUUUGAGCAUCCGACGAGCAUGAUGAAGGCAAUGCCGAGGAUCGACAGUGAGGGGGUGAUGUGUGGGGCCAACUUCAAGGUUGAUGUCCAAUCCAAGGUCAACAGCAUGCCACGUGUCGGGAGUGAGGCCAACUGGGCCAUGUGGACCCAGAAUGCUUGAAGAAGAAGAACUUGAUCUUUGAAAAGUUUUUAAUUUCAAUUAAACUUGGGUGUUUCUGUAAUUUCCCCUUGUUUUUUUUUUUUGUCAUUAAUUCUGUUCUUUUUCCCCCACUGACACUUGGACUUGGUCCUUUGUCAAUGCGGCUGUGCACCUUUGUAUAUAGUCUUAUCAAUAAAAUAAAAAUUGACAUUUCUACA
This is a messenger RNA of Punica granatum (pomegranate), 1157 nucleotides long. NCBI's taxonomy places the organism in Eukaryota, Viridiplantae, Streptophyta, Magnoliopsida, Myrtales, Lythraceae. The record is from RefSeq and is a predicted model, not a curated record.